Calliphora vicina (urban bluebottle blowfly) is the source of this 3729-nucleotide messenger RNA. RefSeq names its product Bestrophin 1 (gene Best1). The coding region runs from base 694 to 3018 and encodes 774 amino acids. NCBI's taxonomy places the organism in Eukaryota, Metazoa, Arthropoda, Insecta, Diptera, Calliphoridae. Gene Ontology annotation, molecular function: chloride channel activity. The transcript has 8 exons. The record is from RefSeq and is a predicted model, not a curated record.
AGUCACUAAAAGUCGGCGGUUGCGAGUGGUUGUGCCUUUUUUUUCUACUAGAAUUAUAAAUGUCGUUGUCGUGUCGUUAGGGUGUUACAAAGCGUGUCGUGUUAAGUGUUGUUGUUGCUGUUUUUUUGCAGUUAAAUUCACUAAACAAACAAAAACAUAAUAAAAAAAUACUUAAUAAUUUAUAGUUAUUUCAACUAAAUAAAAACAAAUUUGCAUUGCUUUUUAAUUGUAGUUAUUUAAAAAAUAAAAACGAAAAAAGUUUAAUAAAAAUUCUAUGUAUUUUGAAAAAAAAUUAAAAUAAAAUAAUAAUUUCAAACUUUGCUUGAAAUCAAAAGUCAACUACACAAAAAAAAGUAAAUAUGAAAAUGCCUCUUUAAGUUACAUAAGUAAAACAAAUGAUGACGACGACCGCAGUGCCAGAUCAAAGAUAUUUUUGUACAAAUACAAUUUCAAAUUCAAACAGACUUAACAAUUAGUUCGAAAAGAUACUCGUACUUAUUGUCUAUACAGUUGUGAUAAAUUAAAAGUGUUAUAUACCUACAUACAUACAUAGCUACAUAUAAAUAUAAUAAAUUUAUAGUAUAUACUUAGUAAUAUAUAAAAUACAAUACAUUAUAUACAAUAGUAUAUUUAAAUAAAUAAAUAAUUAAUUAAGAAGAAAAGUGCCAGUAUUUUAAAAACAACAGAAAUAUAAUGACAAUUACAUACACAGGAGAAGUUGCGACGUGUCGUGGAUUUGGCUGUUUUUUAAAAUUAUUGCUCCGAUGGCGCGGUAGUAUUUAUAAGCUGGUAUGGCUGGACUUAUUAGCUUUUUUAUUCCUCUACUAUUUACUUAAUCUGAUGUAUCGGUUUGUACUCAAUCCCGAACAAAAGAUACAAUUUGAGGCUGUAGCUCAAUACUGCUACAAUUAUAGUGAUCUCAUACCUCUGUCCUUCGUCUUGGGUUUCUAUGUUUCAAUAGUGAUGACGCGGUGGUGGGGCCAAUACACCAGCAUACCCUGGCCCGAUCCCAUAGCGGUAUUUGUCAGUGCCAAUGUUCAUGGCCAAGAUGAGCGGGGACGUGUAAUGCGACGUACCAUAAUGCGAUAUGUGUGCCUGUGUCUGACCAUGGUAAUGACCAACAUAUCACCGCGUGUUAAAAAAAGGUUUCCCAAUCUAAGUAACUUUGUGGAGGCGGGUUUGUUGAAUGAGAAUGAAAAGGAAAUUAUAGAGAGUAUGAAUAAGGGAUUUCCACGGCAUUCUAAGCAUUGGCUGCCCAUAGUAUGGGCCACAAGUAUUAUCACCAGAGCACGUAAGGAGGGUCGCAUACGUGAUGAUUUUGCGGUAAAAACCAUAAUAGAUGAGCUGAAUAAGUUUAGAGGUCAAUGUGGUCUGUUAAUAUCAUACGAUACCAUUAGUGUGCCUUUAGUAUACACUCAAGUGGUGACUUUGGCUGUGUACUCAUUCUUCAUGUGUUCCGUCAUGGGCCAACAAUGGACCGAAGGAAAAACAGUGGCGAAUAGCAAUUAUGUUAAUAAAAUUGAUUUGUACUUUCCAGUCUUUACAACAUUGCAAUUUUUCUUCUACAUGGGAUGGCUUAAAGUGGCCGAAUCUUUGAUAAAUCCCUUUGGCGAAGAUGAUGAUGAUUUUGAGGUCAAUUGGAUGGUGGAUCGUAAUUUACAAGUGUCUUAUUUGAUUGUGGAUGAAAUGCAUCAUGAACAUCCUGAACUAAUCAAAGAUCAAUACUGGGAUGAGGUAUUCCCCAAUGAACUGCCCUAUACCAUAGCCUCAGAACGUUUCCGUGAAGAACAUCCGGAGCCUUCGACGGCGAAAAUUGAAGUGUCCAAGAAUGCGGCCAUGCCUACCGUUAUGUCUAGCGUUCGCAUCGAUGAUAUGGUUGGUAAUAGUUCCGAAACGAAACCAAACACUUCAAAUGUGCAGGCAGUUAGCUAUAAAUUCCCCGAUAAUAACAUAGAAGAGGAGGCUGAUGAUGCCAGUGGCAUACAUUUUACUGCUGGUAAUGGCAAAACGAGACCAGGUUCAUCACCAAGUUUAGUAAGUCUUAGUGGUACCUUGUCUCGUGUCAAUACCGUAGCCUCGGCCCUAAAACGUUUCCUGAGUCGAGAUGACAGUCGUCCCGGUUCCUUAACGCCCAAUGAUGAAAAUCCCAAAUAUCGUUUCCCCGGUAGUGCUAGCUCUAAUAGCUUGGCACCUGCCGCCAAUAAACCAGUUGGCAGUAUGCGCAUCACCGAUCAAGUCAUUGAAGAAGUCGAUGAACAAACCACCAUCACUUCACAGCGUGUUAAUGAACAACGUCCCAAUGUGCGUGAUAUUUUUGGUCACAAUUCCGCCUCGACGACUAGCAUUAAUAAUCAACAGCAACAGCAGCAAUAUCCAACAGAUCCCAUGGAUAUACCACAGAAGAAUAAGCUGUACAUGCGCACACAGUCAACUGUCGAGCCUAGUCUAUUUCCAGCCGGUGGUGUAGAAGCACUGCUGAGUACAUCUGCUCCAUCGGCCGGUAGUCCGACCAUGGCUCGCACUGUACCCAGUUCGCCCACAAUGGAUAGCACAAAGUCUCUAUUCGAUCGCGAUAAUAAAGAUCGUGGCAGCCGUGAAACGGAACGUACAGAUGCUCCGCCCCAAUUCAGGUGGUUCUUGACAACUGUGGAAGACAUGGAAAUGCGCUCAACAAAUGAUCUAAUAGCGGCCGCCAAUGCUGAUGUGGAAACAGAUGAUUUUGAAAAACUUAAAGCCGAGCGUGAAAAGGAACGUUUGGAACGACAAAAGCAAAAAUUUGUUCGACAAAUAAGCACAGUGCCGGGCACUGAGAAUGUGCCCACCACAAUGGUGCCUGUAAUGGGAGCACCAAUUAUAACCAAUCCAGUCGUAAGUACAGCGGAUGCACAGAAUACUACACAGCCAGUCGUCACACCCUCAACACUACCGACGACAAGUUCAAAUGCCGAUUUACUCUCAAUUACGGAGCCGGUAACGCAUUCUACACAAAAAUGGAAUGAAGGCGGCUUAAAUGAAUGAUAAAUCAAACAAAAUAUAUAUAAUAUUAGCAUAUAAAAAUAGAACUAAUUAAGAAUGCUGUAGGGUACAUGUUAAUGAUAUAAUGUACUGCCUUUCUGUAUUAUUAGAGUUUAAAAAAAAGACACAACACAGUGCAUACAACAAAAAAAUUACAUAUAACAUUUGUACAUACACAAAAACAGUAAUUCGAAACGAAAAACCUGCAUGCUACACAUUUUUUUUAGCCAAUAGAAUUGGAUUGUACGUGUAUUCGCAUAUAAAAAAAGAAGACAAUUAAUUAAUCUAUUUAAUAUUGGGUUUUAAGCUUUACCUUGCAAUUAAUUUAAUUUACAAAACAAAAGAUAACUAUAUAACUUAUUAGAACAACCAGAACAAUAUAGUCUAUUUAUUAAUAAAUAUUUGGUGCUUUAUUAAAAGACAAACUUAAACAUAAUAACAAUAAACAAAUAAUAUUUAAUAAUAAAUUAAUAAAUAAUUGUAAGAUGCUCACUGAAAACAAAAACAAAACAAAAAUAUUCAAUUGCUGCAUAAUAAUUUUUGUUUCUCAAAUAAUAAUAAUAAAAAAAAUAAGAAGAACUUAAAACUAUUUUUGAAAAUUUGAUAUUUUUUUACAUUAUUUAUAAGUACAAUUAACUAAUUAUAAAACAAAUUUAUUUAAAUUAUAAAUAAACAAUUAAUUAAAACAAAGUAAAAAUCAAAAAUCAAAAAUAA